UUCCAGCGUCUUGUCUCGCUGUACCGGCCGAUCUCCCCAUUCUCCCCUCUUCGCCGGUCCCACCACCGCGCCGAUCCUGAUGGCCUCCGCCGCCUCAUCGGCCGUCGGCGCUGGCAAAUCGCUGUUCCAGGGGCUCCGCAGGUUCCUCAAGAAGCCGUGGGAGAUCACAGGCCCCUGCGCCUCUCCCGAGUACCGCAGCGCGCUGCCUGGCGCGCUCGAGUACCGCGUCAAGUGCCCGGCCACCGUGCGCGACGACCGCGACAAGGCCAUCGUGCCCACAUCCGAUCCGGAGACAGUCUACGAUAUCAAGUACUUCACCCGCGACCGCCGCCGGAGCCGCCCGCCCGUGCGGCGCACCCUACUCCGCAAGCCCGAUCUCGAGAGCUACAUGGCCACCAAGCAGUUCGACCCCACCAAUGACUUCCCCGUACCAUACGUCAACACCACCGUCGAGGAGGAUGACAACACUGUCGGCGGUGGCUACCAGAAGUGACUCAGGAAAGCUUGCUGGUUAAUUUGGUAGGUAUCCUUUGAUUGGACUUCAUCAGAAGCGGCACUAUUUUCAUUCCAGCUAUUAAAUAUCCCCUUUUCUUUUGUUCCUAGUGGAAGUUUUUUGGAUGUAAAAGAUGACGGUGUCAAAUAAUAUGGCACCUGUGGAGCUCACAGGAUGCACAUAUCUUGUAAAUUGUAUUCUAAAACUGUCUACCUGAUACCAUUGUUACUGUUUAAUGCAAAAUUUAAGGUUUC
Messenger RNA from Zea mays, 747 nucleotides. RefSeq lists its product as uncharacterized. The coding region runs from base 80 to 493 and encodes 137 amino acids. The record is from RefSeq and is marked predicted. Lineage: Eukaryota; Viridiplantae; Streptophyta; Magnoliopsida; Poales; Poaceae. The transcript is spliced from 2 exons.